Poeciliopsis prolifica (blackstripe livebearer) is the source of this 5001-nucleotide messenger RNA. RefSeq names its product aryl-hydrocarbon receptor nuclear translocator 2 (gene arnt2). Gene Ontology annotation, cellular component: cytoplasm; transcription regulator complex; aryl hydrocarbon receptor complex. Gene Ontology annotation, biological process: regulation of transcription by RNA polymerase II. The transcript is spliced from 20 exons. The record is from RefSeq and is a predicted model, not a curated record. Bases 284 to 2431 code for a protein of 715 amino acids. NCBI's taxonomy places the organism in Eukaryota, Metazoa, Chordata, Actinopteri, Cyprinodontiformes, Poeciliidae. Gene Ontology annotation, molecular function: RNA polymerase II cis-regulatory region sequence-specific DNA binding; protein dimerization activity; DNA-binding transcription factor activity, RNA polymerase II-specific.
CAUAAACUGUCGUCAUUCAGUUUUACUCUGAAAUAAUGGCUGGUGUGCAGGUGACCUCCAAUUCAGCUCAGUGAUAUUGGAAGAAGGAAGGAAGCACAACGCGUUUGUUGAAGGACCGAAUCAUUUUCCUCCGCAUCAACGCGCGUGAAGUGGGAGGCUGGAAGAAGCUUCGCGUGCCAGUUCCACGGAGAGCAGACGGUUUCUAGCGAGGGGCGGAGGGAUUCGCUCCGUAUUGUGCGUCGUCUCCAUCGCUUUGAUAUAUUUUUAUCCACGCAGUGACAACAUGGCGACUCCCGCUGCGGUGAACCCGUCCGAAAUAGCCAGUGACCUGCCAGGUCCAGUAGCGAUGCCUGGAGGAGUUGGGAGUGGCCAGGUGAGAAUGGCAGGUGCCGUGUCAGGCCGCGGUGGGAAGAGGAGAUCAGGAGGAAUGGACUUUGAUGAUGAGGAUGGUGAGGGACCCAGCAAAUUUUCAAGAGAGAACCACAGUGAGAUUGAACGACGCCGGCGUAACAAAAUGACCCAGUACAUCACUGAGCUGUCAGACAUGGUCCCCACCUGUAGUGCUCUGGCCAGAAAGCCCGAUAAGCUAACCAUACUCCGUAUGGCGGUUUCCCAUAUGAAGUCCAUGCGGGGGACAGGCAACACUUCUACUGAUGGGGCGUAUAAGCCCUCCUUUCUCACUGAACAGGAACUGAAGCACCUGAUUCUGGAAGCAGCAGAUGGCUUCUUGUUUGUGGUGGCGGCAGAGACUGGGCGAGUCAUCUAUGUGUCGGAUUCUGUGACUCCAGUGCUGAACCAUCCCCAGUCAGAAUGGCUUGGCAGUACCCUGUAUGAACAGGUUCACCCAGACGAUGUGGACAAGUUGAGAGAACAACUCAGCACUUCAGAAAACUCAAUGACAGGACGAAUUCUGGACCUGAAGACGGGGACCGUAAAGAAGGAAGGGCAGCAGUCUUCCAUGAGGAUGUGUAUGGGCUCCAGGCGCUCCUUUAUCUGCCGCAUGAGGUGUGGAAGUGCGCCACUGGAUCAUAUCUCCCUAAAUCGUCUAUCUAACAUGAGGAAAAGAUACAGGAACGGCUUGGGACCAUCCAAAGAAGGAGAGGCUCAAUACUCUGUGGUGCAUUGCACUGGAUACAUCAAAGCCUGGCCCCCUGCAGGGAUGACCAUACCAGAAGAGGAUUCAGAGGCGAGUCAGACAGGAAAAUACUGCCUGGUGGCCAUUGGGAGACUGCAGGUAACCAGCUCUCCAGUCUCCAUGGAUAUGAAUGGCCUGUCAGUUCCAACAGAGUUCCUCUCACGUCACAACUCGGAUGGUGUCAUCACUUUUGUUGAUCCACGCUGCAUUAAUGUCAUUGGUUAUCAACCUCAAGACCUGCUGGGAAAGGACAUCCUGGAGUUUUGCCAUCCUGAGGACCAGAGUCACUUGAGAGAAAGUUUUCAGCAGGUAGUGAAACUGAAGGGACAGGUGCUGUCUGUCAUGUAUCGUUUCCGAUUGAAAAACAGAGAGUGGAUGCUGAUCAGAACCAGUAGUUUCACCUUUCAGAACCCAUACUCUGACGAGAUAGAGUACAUAAUCUGCACCAAUACCAACGUCAAGCAACUGCAACAGCAACAGGCAGAGUUAGAGGUUCAUCAGAGAGAUGGAAUCACAGCUUAUGAUCUGUCCCAGGUGCCUGUGGCUGGAGUCAGCAGUGGAGUCCACGAUACUGGGAAGACCAUUGAUAAGACAGAGUCUCUCUUCUCCCAGGAGAGAGACCCACGCUUUGCUGAAAUGUACACCAGCAUAUCUGGCUCGGGAGACAAGAAGAUGAUGGUUCCCUCUUCUACGGCAGGAGGACAGCCUCUCUACACCCAGAGCUCUCCCUUCCAGCAGGGCCAUUCUGCCAAAAGCUUCAGCUCUUCUGUGAUCCAUGUUCCUGGUGUAAAUGACAUCCAGUCCUCAGGGUCGUCCAAUCAGAAUCUAGCUCAGAUUUCUAGACAACUUAAUACAGGCCAGGUAGCUUGGUCAGGCAGCCGACCCCCAUUCGCUGGGCAGCCCAGCAAAUCCCAGUCCAGUCCAUUUGGUAUCGGUUCUGGCCACAACUACCAGACUGACCCCGCCUCCUACAGUCCUCUAUCGUCCCCGGCAACAUCCUCGCCCAGUGGAAACGCUUACUCAGGCCUGACAAACCGCAGCACAGCCUUUGAUGUGUCAGGAGAAGGUGGUCAAAGUGGAGGCCAGUUCCAGGGUCGGCCCAGUGAGGUCUGGUCCCAGUGGCAGAACCAGCAUCAUUCCCAGCAGUCGGGGGAGCAGCACUCACACACCAACCCCAGCCAGACAGAGGUCUUCCAGGACAUGCUGCCUAUGGCUGGAGAUCCCAGCCAGGGGACAGCGAACUACAACAUUGAGGAUUUUGCGGAUCUCGGCAUGUUUCCACCCUUCUCUGAGUAAAGGCCUCUCUACGGCCGACCGAUGGACUUAUGUUUGCUUCCUCUGUUUCAUCUAAUUUUUUUUUUUUUUUUUUAUAAGAGCAGCACUGGGCCACCUUAGAAAAAUUAAUGACAUCAUCUUGAAAAGACAUUCAUUACUGUCAUUAUUUCAGGAGCAAAAUAAUGCUCCUUAUAUAAGGCCUGAAGAAUGAACUGGUUGAAGGAUGCCCUCACACACUCGGGUUUCUGCUGAAUGGAGAGUCUUAGUUAGUCAAACCUUUCUCAGCUUGUGAUUGAACGUUGAUGUCCUCUAUGGUCAGCAUUAUGAAGGCAUGCCUUCCAGCUAGAACAGUCAGAUCUGUCAGAGCUCAUCACCAUCAUUAAGACUGAAUGAAGGAGAACUUACUUUCAGUUUUCUUAAAGAACAAUAGGAAUAUGAAAAACUGUGUUACCUUAAAUGUCCAACUCUUCCUACAUGCUAGAAUUUUUACUUUCAAAUUGUUAAUCUAAUCUAAAACAUUUUUUUUAUAUAUAUAUAGCACCGAUCAAUUGACAUCUAAUACCCAAGUAAUUAGUAUGUUUUUUGGGUAUUAGAUCCUGUUCCUGUUUAUUGAUUGUAUCUAUAAUAAAACCUCUUCUAUUUAGAUUGUUUUAGUCAGUAAAAAUUUUAUAAAGGUAACAAUAGAUUCUUUGAAGCAAAAAUAUGAAUAAUGUUGCAAUUCUGUUGAAUUCCAAACUUCUACCUCCACCAAGGAACCCGCAGAACAUUUUUUCAGUUAUGGUCAGUAAAAAGUUUUCUUCAGCUAUUUAAUUUUUGAAUUAAAUAAAGUUCACCUGAAGGAAGUCGUAUCUUUAUAGGCGAAAACGCAGAACAGAUCUGCGAUUUUUGUCAAUUGUAAUUGACAAAAAGCAGGUAGCGUAGCCUUCCAUAAGAAACAAACUUAGUGCACCAAAAGGAAUUUACUAUAUCACAUUAUGUUCACUAUGUAAAUAUUUUAUAAAUUGUUGAAAUCCAUUUGAAUUCCUUUUAUAUCUUCACUUUAAUUAGACUUCUGACAAGUAGCAGAUCUCAUGAGGAAGGAAUCAGUGUUCAAGACGGUUUUGCCGUUCUCUUUAUAGUGACGACAUUGUGGGUCUUAUGUAUAAUUUUCAACUUCAAAAAUGAAUCAUUCCUCAUCCAUUUUGAAAUACUGUACUACAAGUUGUACUACAAUACAUCAAUAAAGGAACUAGCAAUGCAGCGCAGAAGGAAAGCAGCAACAUAGUUUUUGCCUUUAUGUUUUACUGAUUAGGGGAGGAAUAGCAUUGAACAGAUCGCUGGCUAGAGCGUGGACCAGUCACAGCCUCUGGGUUGGUGUAGGGAAAAUAAUGAGCAUGUUUUGAUACACGUCAGACGGCCCAGCUGUCAAUUGCAUUAUAAAGGCUUUAAAAGUAAAUUAAAAUCUGCCAAGACAAUAAUCAGCAGGCAAAACUUUAAAGACCACUGGAUCUUGGGCUGGUAAAUCCUGAUUGGUGCAUCUCAAUUUGGCUGGUCAAUUUUCAGACUGACCAGCCAAUCUGCAAAUUGACUGUUCAGGUGGCAACAAGCAAUAAUCAGUAAUAAACUAUAAUCUUUGUCAUGUAAUAAAAUUACAUAGACUAUGACGAAAGUGGGUGAUAAAUAGUGAUAAAUCUUCAGUCCAAGGACAAAUGGACUGAAGAAUGUAUCACAUUCUUCAGUCCAUUUGUCCUUGCUUUAAUGCUCCCGCAGCAGGUGGAACAAACCUUGUCGUCUUCUAAUUCAUCUCAAAGUUUUCUUCUCCUUUCACAGGUGAAAGUGACUUUUGGUAUAAAUGACUGAACUGGUAAAGUCCAGUCACAAUUAUUUUCUCAAUGUAUAUUAUCCAUACUUGAAGCCCUUUAAGUUGGAAAAUGAAAAAAAAUAAAAUAAAAAAAAGACGUUUUAGGAUCACUGGCUGCAGAGAGAAGACAAUCCAUUUCCCUCUCUCUCCAUAGUGAUGUCCUGAUUUUUAGAAAACACUUCAUGCAUCAAUAACAGGAUUAAAUGCAUUUUAAAAUGAAUAAAUUUUAGUAUACCAUUGCUGAGUUACUACUUAAAGUGCACUUCAUGACGCUACCUGUUCAUCAUACCAGCCUGCUGCCCAGCAGUGAGCAGUAUGUCUGUCUUCAGACAUACUGCUGAAGACAGUAUGUCUUCAGCAGCUGUCUACUGCUGAAGACAGUAUGUCUUCAGCAGUAUGUCAAUUAUAUAUUCAUCAACCAAAAGGCUGAAUAACAGCUUGCAGUGAAGUAACAUUUACAUGAUGAACUGCGUGUCCAUGACAAAUGGAAUAAACUUUCAACAUCUUUUGCUAAGGAUCUAAAAUUUUUUUUUUUUCAAUAUUGUGAUUUUUAUGUCAACUCAUCUUACAUUCACAGAGUACAUUCUUGUGUAAGUCUUAAUGAUACUGUGUAUAAUGUGUCUAUUUAACUAUUAGUACGUGUUGGUUAGCUAGUAAACUGUACAUUGACUUCUAGACCUGUUUAAACUGUGUAAAUGUGGCCCAUUAUUUUGUGUAAAACUGUGCUUGUGACAAUAAAUUUUUGAUUUGG